UCCACUUGCCUGCUGAACAGAGACCGGACAAGCAGAAUUGGUGAGUGAGGAGAGUGUGCAAAGGAAUGUGACAGACUUUUUUCAAUGCCAAUUUGGACUUCUAUUUUGUUUUCCUAACUGGACACGGGCAAUGUCUGAAAGCAUAGUGAGGAAGGUCCAGCCCUUCACUAUUGGGACGAGGCUGUCAGUCCCGGCUGUGCCAAAAUGCCAGGAGUUUACACAGAGUUAUCUGCAGAGCCAGAGUCUGGAUAACUGCACCCUACAGCACAACCUGAACUCGCUCUACCUCGGCCGAUCCCAGGUCUGUGCACGUGGCCCCUGUCUGGUCUCACCCAUGGUCAAGCAGGCAGCCCCCCUGAAACACCAGCAGGAGGACAUGGCAGCUGAGGACCACCUGAACCAGAACGUUGCCUCUCCCUCAGCUGUGUCCAGAUCCAUCAAGAAGAUCACGAUCUCCGGGAGUAAAGACAGAUCGGAGAGCAAGGUGUCAGCCGGACCAGCGCAGCUGUCGAUCGGGUCCACAUCUGAAAACAACAAUAACAACAACAACAUCACCAGCAGCACAUCAGACCCACAUCUGCCGAGGAUUGUAGGUGUGAGCUGUGAGAAUAAGCCCAGCUCUCACUUCAAGGUUUUACUCAGAAAAGACAGCAGCGAUGAAUUACAGCCCACGCAGGAACAAAGCAGGGGGGAACUGAGCGGAGACAAGUCCGUCCAGCAGAUUUCAGUGCCUGUAUCGCAGAGGAAGGAAAGUCAUCCACACACACAGAAUGAAGCAUCUGCAGCUGUUACAUCCCAGAGUGACUGCUUCACUCAGCGCACCUCGCUCUUCAACAAGGAAGCGCUGCAGGCAGAGGCCUGGAUCAAAGGCAAGCUGCAGGAUUUGAAGGAUGGAUGUAAUAUUCAGCGCUGCCCCCUGCAGGACUGGGAGGAAGCCUCGCAGACACUUCAGAGAGACCUCAAAGACUUUGAGAACACCCUGAUUCAACUCAACCAGAUGGGUGAGCAGUUGAUCUGCAAGCUGAACCCCACCUCUGACCUGGUGAAGAAGCAGCUCAGCCACCUCAGGGACCAGUGGCAGACCCUGAAACAGACGGCUGCAAAUCAGACGAGGGCCCUGGGUGGAGCCAAAAACCUGCAGGAGUUCAACAAGAAAGUGGACAAGCUGGAGGCAUGGAUUAAAGAGAAACAGGAAGAGGAGCAGUCUCUGGUGAAUGUCCUGGAGGAAAAUGUUGACAAAAUGCAGCUGACUAGGAGAAUUUUAGAUCUGAAACAGGAUGAGCAGCUCCACAGAAACCUCCACGAGGAGAUCAACCACUUGGCCCUGAAACUGGAGAAACAAGGGAGGACAGAUGGCAAAAACAUCUCCAGCAGGAGGAAACACAUCAAUAAAAUGUGGCUGAGGGUCCAGUCUCAUCUGAAAAACUACCAUGAAAACCUUCAGCUGGCACUGGAGGUGUCCUCGUUUUACCAGCAGGCGGAUAAUACGUUGUUUGCUAUUAGUAACAUGAGGGAAAGCAUAUCUGCGUGCCAAGAGCUGGACAGCUUCGGAGAUAGAGAAAUACGUGACAUCGCCAGCCAAAUCAUGAUGCUAGAUGUGAGCGUGUCCCAGCUGUCUAAUCUCCAUCCUGCCCUGGCUGCUGGCGUCACACAGAAGCAGAGUGAAGUGAAGGACUGCUGGGCGCUUCUUCAGAAGGUUUUCAGGAGUGACAGGACCACACUCUCUCCCACUGGCUCCACUUUCACCAGGGAAGAUGCUGACCCCUUGACACCAGCCCGAGAACCCCAUUGCAACGUGGGAACGGAGACACAAAGGAUCAUGGGAAAGGAGGUGAAGGAGGAGCAGAAUCGUAUGAAAGGCUGCGUGAGCACUAUUGAAUGUGGGGUUGGUAGGAGGACACCGGGCAACCAAAGCCAAGAGCGGCAAUCAGUGAACCACACCUCAUCACCCAUGGGAGACCGCCCUGCCUGUGCAAAUGAUGUCAUCGUCAGACAUCUAUUGAAGGGGGAAAGCAGGAAGCCCAGAACGGAGCCCAAGCUUGCCACCGCCCCACGAGGCCACCCACAGCUUCACAUACAGCUCCAGAAGUUCACCGUCUCUGCUGACAAGACUUUGUCCUGGCUGAAGGAGAAUGUGUCCAUGGCCACACAAGUGUGUUCAAUAGCCACCUUUGAGGGGCUGGAGGCAGCCAGGAGGUGUCAACACUCUCUGGAACAAGAAAUCCUCACCAACAGGGCCAGGAUAGAGGUCGUCAAAAGAGAGGGCCGGGGGCUGGUCCGAGCACAGCAUCCAGGCAGCGCCAAGAUUGAGGAGUUCCUCGGCCAGCUGGAGGUCCUGUGGGAAGAGCUGCGGAGGAGGCACCAGAGGAACGCCGUGUUUCUGCAGGCCUCAGAGGAGCUGGGCUUUAGGGUUGUAAAAGUGCUCCAGGCCUUGGGCAGCCUGGAGGCCUGGCUGGAGUCUGUGGAGCUCUCCAUGAAGGAAUCUGCUCUAGCCGGUGACCCUGAAACAAUGAGCAUGGCUGAGAGGGAGAGCUGUCUGCUGGAGAAAGAGGUGGCAGCACGCAGCUUGGAGCUUAGUGCUCUGAGGCAGGAGGUGGACCGCCUCCAUGGCCACAGUCACCCCCACACACGAGGCCUGCCGGCGCGCAUUGAGGAAGUGGAAAGAAAGUACCAUCGUGUCCAAAGUGCCCUGACCCAGCAGAACUCAGAGCUGCAGGACACGCGAAUGCUGACUGAGUUCCUGGAGCGUGUGGAGCUGGAGGAGAGCCAGGAGCUCAGCGGUGGUCAGUACAGUCUGGGCCAGCCUCUUCACAGUGGGAUUUCCUCAGCUCCUACAUUGCUGGGACUCCAAAGCAGUGGCGGCAGUGAGCCCCUGAUAGAAAGCAUGGGGGACCCGGUGGAGGAACUACGAGAGGCAGUAGAGAUGCUGAAUGACACUGCUCGGGAAAGAGGCCGAUCACAGAGCCACGACCAGGCCAUCCAGGAGCUGCUGAGCAAGCACGCCAGCCUGGCGGUGCGCGUGGAGGAGUGCUUGAGCUGCAGCAAGGAGCUGAGCCUGGACAUCCUGGAGAAGGAGACAGACAUGGCCGUCCAGUGUGAGCCAGACCGCUGCGGCCUAGAGGCUCUGCAGGAGAGGCAGGACCACCUGGAGAUUGACUAUGAAGUCAUCAGGGAGGAGGUAAACGAGACGGAGAGCCAGGCUUCCCGGUUGGAGGAGCUGUGCCCAGAGAGAGUGCACGUACUCGGGGCAAAGAUCCAGGCCAUGUUGCAGGGCUGGACAGAGCUGGGGAAGAGUGUGACAGAGAACAAAUCACGUCUGCGAGAGUUUGUGCAGCUCCAGGACUUCUUCAGGAGCUACCUCGCAAUGAUCUCAUGGACUGAAGACACCAGGUCCUGCAUUUUCUCAGACACCGCUCUGCAUCUUGGGAAGGACGGCCAGAGGCCACUCGCUGCAGAGCUGGACAUGCAGAUAGAGCAAAAGUUUGAGGAGUUUGAUGAGCUGGUGGCCACUGGGAUGAACCUCUUAGACAAAGAACACCACCUCACACAGAUGGUAAGAGAGCGCAUGGAGGAACUGAGGAGCAUGCUUGGGUGGAUCUUGGUGCACUGGAGGGCUCAGAAACAACAGUGGCUUCACAAGAAGAGCAGACAGGAACCUUCACAAGAUAACAUUUAUUCUGAGGCCACAAUGUGCUCUCCGUUAACUGAGAGUUCAGCUCCUGAGCUAGAGGCCCUUCAGUCCCAUCAGUCGCUAGUCGUCAUCUCCGAUCAAGACAAAUUAAAGGCAUCAGGGGACAGCCGGCCCCCAUCCCUGUCGCCAAGACAACCUGAGCAGCAGGAGGAGAAGAAGUUAGAGGAUGGGUAUGAGGUCAUGAACAGUAUCGGACCACGGGGCGGCGAGGCCACCUCUGCAGAGUCUCCCAAACCCUCUAUUGUGGUCCUCAAAGAGCCCAGCAGCCCUGCUUUAGGGGGCACGGUCAACCUCAUCCUUAGCUUUGGUAACACAGGUGACAGCCAGGUCCAGGUGCUUGACCCGCCUGCUAGGACGGAUGAGGUAGUGGACGAGACCUCUGAGCCUGUCCACAGGGUAAGUACGUACUUGCAUGUCAAGGAUAACAACUUGGCUGUGGCCCCCGUGUAUGAGAGUAUCACCCUGCCCCGCCAAAAGAGCCGCUCUGCAUCCUCAGGCUCCCCUACUUUCUCGCCAUCCUCCUCCUCCUCCUCGCCAUCUUCCUCGGGGCAUGCACCUCAGAUGGCUAACGUCACCUUCCACCCUUCGGCGGGCAGCGGCAGCAGCUCCAUCUUCAGCAGCCUCAAGAGAAUGGGCAAGAAGAGAAAGAGGAAGAGAGAUGCUCGCAGGCAUACGAUCCAGAAAAUCAUGGGAGUGGAAGAGCAGACAGAAGGGAUGCCUCACCAUGCCUGCGAGACAAUCACGUACGACACGCAUACAUGGCCGCUGAAGGAAGGCAGAAGAAAGAAGAGCUCACCAAAGAGUGGGGAUGGAGUGGAAGCGAUGGCCUAUAUGAAGAAUCCCCUGCUGAAGGACAUUGAUACAGAAUGUUCAGGGGAAUACAGCAUUACUCCAUAUGCUGUAUCAGAGGGGCCCACCGCUUUGCCCCCCACAAAUCAUGUGAGGAGCCACUGCAGAUUCCUCUCUUUGGGCUCUGUGCUGAGCUUCGACCUACCUAAAGACAUGACCCUCAUUCCCAGCAUUCAGGACAUCAUUACUAUCGCCCAUCCAGAGUCCAAAAAAGGAGCAGGGACUGAUCCGGACCCCCUCUCCCAGAGACACACAGCCCUGAGCUCUUUCAAACAGGCUCGACCCACUUUUGCUAUCACGCGUAGUUCAGCAGAUAUCAGCUUUUCUGAAUCACAGACUUCAACGGUUGUGGUAAAAGAGCUGCCUGAUGUCGACAAUCCUCUUUCCCUAGAAGAGGAUGAGGAUCAGACUGUACCGUGUAACGACCUUACUGAAACCCAGUGCAGUGUGCAGGAGCAUGCAGAGCAGGAGUGGGACAAAAUGUCAUCAGAGGUUAAAACCAGUACAGCUGAAAGGGAAGGGACCAGCCAGGCUUCCCAGCUUCCUAUUUAUGUGAACCAAGCUCAAAGUAUAACUGAACAUAAACACGAGUGCCCCAGUGUCCAUACGCUCAUUCGAGACUUAAAUGGACACCAGUACCAUAAAAGCGCAAGACCACAGAGUGUGUGUGAGCACAGUCCUGGUCAUCAGUGUCUGAGCCAAGCCUCUCAUAUGGUAGUGAAUCUGAAGUCAACUGUGAGUGUGAGUGUUCGGCAGGACUCAGUGGACUCUGGAAUCUCCACCUCCAGCAGUAUCAAGCUUUGUACCGAUGCUCCAUAUCCAGAUAACCCGCAGCCCAAGGGUGUGGUGGGGAGGCUCAUGUCCCUUGAGGUGGGAGGUUUAGACUGCACUAAAAUGAGGGAGAACACUGCAAUUCCAUCAGGUCUGUCACCAGAAGCAGCGGAGCUCGAAACAGAGCCUGUCCACCUCGACCACCAGCAGUUUGAGGAGGAAGAAGAAGAACUGGAGGACAUCUGGAACCAGACUACUAACUACAGACAGAGCAUCUGCUCAGACAUCAUAUACCAGCCCAACCAGGAAGAGACUGAACCGUCAGACCAAUCCAGAGAGGCCCCUCCCCGCUCACCUUCACCGAAGUCCCCAGCUGUGCUCUACAGGAACCUGGCCACAGCCUCGGCACCCAACCUCCUCGUGGCCGAGUUUAGACUGCCCCCCUGCAUUCAGAGCUUGCUUGGUUACGACAAGGAGCAGAGUCCCAAAGGUCACCACCCUCCACUGGCCAAGGGAGACAGGAGGUCGUGGGCGGCCUUUCCUCACAGGGAACCAGCCAGCAAGACCUCAGUGACAGUGAACGAGACGGCGUCUGAUCCAGUGAAGCUGCCAGACGUAGCAGACAAUCAGAGAUAUAUUUAUCAAUAUAGAGAGGACGAGGAGGAGGAAGAGGAGGUGGAGGAGGCAAAGGUGGGGGAGGAGGUGGAUGAGCAUACAGAUUGUUCGAAGGACCAGUCAAUGAGCCUGCUGUCAGUUCACAUGGGUUUGGAUGGCGUCUGUCAGCAAAGAAAAGCCUCUCAAAGCCUGGACAACAUGGAGAAGCAGGAAGGAUCAGUGGCCACAGGAGGGCGCUAUAUCACCCUGAGUGGAAAGCCUGAGCUGCAGUCUAUGGAGGGAACGCUUGAGAGGAAGCACAAGCUGCAGCUGGGAGGGAAGAAAGCAGCCUCCAGAGGCUGGAACUCCUACCAUGCUGUCCUAUAUAGACACACCUUGUGCUUCUACCAGGAUAGAAAGGAUACACUGAGGAGCUCUGCAUGUGGCCUGCCGCUGAACCUCAUGGGAGCUGAGUGUUCACCUGCACCAGAGUACACCAAAAAACCCAACUGCUUUCGACUACAGCUCCGUGAUGGGUCUGAAUACCUGCUCAAUGCCUCCUCGCGCUUCAUGAUGAAGAAAUGGAUGAUGAAAAUACAAGCAAACACAGGUCAGAGUGAGUCUGCGUCGUCAUUAUCAAGUGUCCCAGCUGAUGAAGACUUCCACAUUUCUUUAAAGCCCGCCCUCUGCUCCAGUUGUCGCAGUCUUGACAAAUGCCACUGCUCCUCCCGACAUGAUGUCACUUCCACGUUCCCCUGGCGCAAACCACCAGGCGCCGCCAAAACCAAGGAGAUUGUUGUCCUCAGCAGAGAGUUCACUCACAUGCCACUGAGUCAUUUAAGGAGUGUGGAUGAGCAGUCGACCGUCUCAUCCUCAGAUGGAGGCUGCUGUGAUGAUGAUGAAGGCAGUUUAAAGCAGACAGUGACUCACAGAUUGUCUGGACCAUCCAGAGACAACACCUCCUCCUCCCCUCUCUCCCCUGUAUCCAGCAGUCACGACUGGCUCAGCAACAAGCGUCGCUCCCACUCCUUCACAUCAGCAACCUUUCAGAAGAUCAAACCGAUGUUGCACACCGCUGGAGGCAGAGGCCUGGAAAGAGGCUCCAACUACUGUGUGACUCUUGUAGUUGGAGAUAAGUCAUCAGACAGUCAAUCUGUUAGCAGAAGUUCUGAGCCCCCGCUGCUGACCUCAGCUGGAUGGCAGCAGGACACCUAUCAGGACUCUGCUCUGAGGAGCUACGCCAGCCUGCCACGGCCACGCAACAAGUCCGUCUUCAAAAAGUUCUUUGGAAAAAGGGAUCUCUGAGUUUUUUGAGUGAUUUUACUAAUAAAGGGUUGUAGAAAUAGUUUCUAAUGUGCAGUGCACAUAUUUGUUGAAAACCCAAAUAGAAAAAAACAAACAAAAAAACUCUACUACUGACUAUAUUUAUGAUCGGAAGAGCUACCAUGGUUUUAUUUUUGAUGUGUUUUAUAGAAAUCACUUCAUGGUCUAAAAGGUCCUUACAAUAGGUCAUUUUUUUUUGAGUGUUUAUGUUGUUCUGUACUGUGUGAGUGUGCACUGUGUAGUUGUGUAGAUUUGAUUAAUGGAAAAAACACAUUUUCUCACCAGUCUUACUUCGUAUUUCCUUUUGUAUUAUUUUUGGAUUGUUGUGUUAUUGGGUUACCAGUCUCUGUAUAAAGUAAACCAACCAGCUCAAUGAAGAAUCAGAAAGAAAAAAAAUAGUAGAGAGUAGUCCCAGUGAUGAUUCUGCUAUGUUUGAGUAUAAACAAUAACCUGAACUCAUGUCACUUGCUGUACCAGACCAUACAGCUCCCCUCCUUCACAUGUACAGUGUGUGGUGCACCAGAAGAUUUUCCUUCUUAUACUAAAAUCAGCAGUUUGAUACUGCCUGAGCUGGUCUGGUAUUAACACAUUUUUAAUACUAAUUGUAGCAAAGGCUAUUCAUAA
Molecule: messenger RNA, 7852 nt
Organism: Chelmon rostratus (copperband butterflyfish)
Lineage: Eukaryota; Metazoa; Chordata; Actinopteri; Chaetodontiformes; Chaetodontidae
Exons: 33
Coding region: 131-7210 (2359 amino acids)
Biological process (GO): muscle cell development; actin cytoskeleton organization
Cellular component (GO): Z disc; cell junction; cortical actin cytoskeleton
Molecular function (GO): actin filament binding; phospholipid binding
Source: RefSeq, a predicted model, not a curated record